CAGUGGUGCUGGGAGGCUCGCGGGCGCGGCGCCGUUCCUCGCAGUCGGGCGGCGGCAGCGGCACAGCGCUGAGCGCACCUCGCGCCGUAGCAGCGGCGGCAGCAGCAGCAGCGGACGCAGCCCCGCGGUCACAGCCCCUGCGCUGGUGCGGCCACCCUCGCUCCCUCUGCGCUUCCUCCCUUCGCUCGCACCAUGGCUGAUCAGCUGACCGAAGAACAGAUUGCUGAGUUCAAGGAAGCUUUCUCCCUAUUUGACAAAGAUGGCGAUGGCACCAUCACAACAAAGGAACUUGGAACUGUCAUGAGGUCACUGGGUCAGAACCCAACAGAAGCCGAAUUGCAGGAUAUGAUCAACGAGGUGGAUGCUGACGGUAAUGGCACCAUUGACUUCCCGGAAUUUUUGACUAUGAUGGCUAGAAAAAUGAAAGAUACAGACAGUGAAGAAGAAAUUCGCGAGGCAUUCCGAGUCUUUGACAAGGAUGGCAACGGUUACAUCAGUGCGGCAGAACUACGUCAUGUCAUGACAAACUUAGGAGAAAAACUAACAGACGAAGAAGUAGAUGAAAUGAUCAGAGAAGCAGAUAUUGAUGGAGAUGGGCAAGUCAACUAUGAAGAAUUCGUACAGAUGAUGACUGCAAAAUGAAGGCCUACUUUCAACUCCUUUCCCCCCUUCUAGAAGAAUCAAAUUGAAUCUUUUACUUACCUCUUGCAAAAAAAAAGUUCAUUUACUCAUUCUGUUUCUAUAUAGCAAAACUGAAUGUCAAAAGUACCUUCUGUCCACACACACAAAAUCUGCAUGUAUUGGGUGGUGGUCCUGUCCCCUAAAGAUCAAGCUACACAUCAGUUUUACGAUAUAAAUACUUGUACUACCUUAAUGAUAAGGAAGCACUUAGUGGACUCCUUGCAGUUCCAUUUGCUCAUGAUUAAUACACUGUUUGGGCUGGCCAGUUUUUCAUGCAUGCAGCUUGACAAUUGAGCACAGUCAGGCAUUUGUAUUAAAAACGAAAAAUGAAAAAACAAAUCUAAAACGUACUCAACUGGGUUCUAGUUCAAUUUGUUAGUAGAAAUUGUCAUAGCUGGUUUACUGAAAACAUUUAAAAUUGGUUUACCUCAGGAUGCUGUGCAGAAAAAUGGGUGAAGGAUAAACUGUCUAGAUGUAGCCCCACUUAGGACGGCCCUCCCAUACUUCCAUGUGCCCCUUCCCCCCACCCAUGGUGACGAUGACACACAUCCUGGUGGCAUGCGUGUGUUGGUUUAGCGUUGUCUGCGUUGUACUAGAGCGAAAAUGGGUGUCAGGCUUGUCACCAUUCACACAGAAAUUUAAAAAAAAAAAAAAAAAAGGAAAAAAACCUUUACCAAGGGAGCAUCUUUGGACUCUCUGUUUUUAAAACCUCCUGAACCAUGACUUGGAGCCAGCAGAUUAGGCUGUGGCUGUGGACUUCAGCACAACCAUCAACAUUGCUGAUCAAGAAAUUACAAUAUACGUCCAUUCCAAGUUGUAAAUGCUAGUUUUUUUUUUUUUUUUUUCCAAU
Messenger RNA from Canis lupus familiaris (dog), 1531 nucleotides. RefSeq names its product calmodulin 1 (gene CALM1). NCBI's taxonomy places the organism in Eukaryota, Metazoa, Chordata, Mammalia, Carnivora, Canidae. The record is from RefSeq and is a predicted model, not a curated record. The transcript has 6 exons. Gene Ontology annotation, molecular function: calcium ion binding. Bases 193 to 642 code for a protein of 149 amino acids.